This is a messenger RNA of Cololabis saira (Pacific saury), 2375 nucleotides long. It is a transcript of the gene ak3, whose product is annotated as adenylate kinase 3. Gene Ontology annotation, biological process: nucleobase-containing compound metabolic process. The coding region runs from base 288 to 959 and encodes 223 amino acids. Gene Ontology annotation, cellular component: mitochondrion; cytoplasm. The record is from RefSeq and is a predicted model, not a curated record. Gene Ontology annotation, molecular function: ATP binding; AMP kinase activity. The transcript is spliced from 5 exons. Lineage: Eukaryota; Metazoa; Chordata; Actinopteri; Beloniformes; Belonidae.
UGCGUCGUCUUGUGUGGAGGACUUCGUCUGAAUCUGAGAGGCUAAAGCCUGCUGAAGCUCUGUGGCCGCACUCAUCUCUUUUCUCCUCCUCCUUCCUCCUCCUCUUCCUUCAAGGAAGGAGGAACAGACUGGCCCACUCUUUGUUGCGUAGCCCGAGUAAAGGCUGUCUGUACGUGCUUCGUUCCGGUCACUUCACCUGAACAUCCAGAGACGAGGCUUCUCUGAAGCCUGGGUAUAUUUCUGCUGUUAAAUAGGGUAUUAAAGUUGAAGCCAUAUCCGGGUUGGAAAUGGUUCUGCAAAGAGUUAUCCGUGCUGUUAUUAUGGGACCCCCAGGAUCCGGGAAAGGGACGGUGUCUGCGCGCAUUACCAAAACUUUUGGACUGAAUCACAUCUCCAGUGGGGACCUGUUAAGAAGCAACAUUAAGGAAAAGACGGAGCUGGGCUUGUUGAUGAAGUCCUGUAUUGAUCAGGGUCAGCUGGUACCUGAUGGAAUCAUAUCUCGACUCAUCCUGAAUGACCUGAGAACAAUAGACCACGGCGGCUGGCUGCUCGACGGAUUUCCUCGUACAGUGUCCCAGGCAGAGGCACUUGAUCAAGUUUAUGUUGUGGAUACAGUCAUCAACCUCAAUGUACCUUUCCAGACCAUCAAAGAAAGGCUGACCUCUCGUUGGACUCACAUUCCAAGUGGCCGAGUCUACAAUACAGAUUUCAACCCACCGAAAGUUCCUGGUAUUGAUGAUGUGACGGGGGAUGCUCUGGUGCAGAGGGACGAUGACAGACCAGAGACGGUCACACGGAGGUUGAAAGCCUAUGAAAACCAGACAGAACCGGUAUUAGAGUACUACAGAAGUAAAGGUGUACUAGAGACCUUCUCGGGGACGGAAACAAACAAGAUAUGGCCACACGUUGAAGCUUUCUUCCACAAGAAAAUCCCCUCGCUGAGUCAAAGAGCUGCUUAGAAAGCUUAAAAAACGCAAGAAGGCCUCAAGUCGACCUCCAGGAACCACUCCGUGUGCAUCGUCCAAUCAAAAAGCCACGUCCUAAAAGUUUAAAGGAGGGUCAUUUAUGUCCUAAUAUAUUGUGAAUUUGCAAAAUAAGGAUUAGUAUUAUUUGUUUUAAGUUAGGUGGUAUGAGUAAUUUCUAGAGGUUAUGAAAAGUUUUGAAAGCUUAUUGUAGUCCUGCAGAGCUGUUGAUGUUUGGGGAAACUCAGGAAGGUGUGCAACAUCUUCCACAGUUGUUAAUGGGCAUAUCAAUUGUUUCAUGUGUGGAUGUAAUCAGGGACUUAAAUAUUGAGUUGUGGAAUAGUAAAAUAAGAGGGACUAGUUUGCACAAUAUGCCACAAGAAUGGGGACCACUGCUUAGGGAACAGGGACUACUGCAAUGCACAAUUGCAAUAACAAGUACGGUAUGUCUUAGUUGAACACAUUAAUAAUGAGGCCUUGACCCACACAUAUAGAUAUGAGCUGGUUCAAGACCCCUGACCGCUUUUUAAAUGAGGGAUCCUUUAAUAAUAGUAGGGUGGGGGCUUUUUUGUUUUUAGUCUGACAAAGGUGUGCACAUCUGCCUUAGGGGCCGUUUCUUACGCAUGGCGUGGUUGUGCCAAAGGGAAACGUUCUGUGCAGUUGUAGACGCACACAUGCACACAAGUGCCUUUUGCUGCUUUUGACAAUGUAGCAUGUAGCUAACCAGAUGUGGUUUGUAAAUACCUUUUUAUUUUAUAAUCGUGGACCACAUUAACUAUAUUGAUCAUUUUUGAUUAUCUGAAGAAACCAGCACUGUGAAACAUCAUCUUUGUAAGGUCUUUUCUGUUUUAAUUUUAAGUCUCUUUGUAACUGACAUUUGUCAUUUUAAUGUAUCUUACUUGACAACUAAUAUACUAACACAUUCUUUAAGAGUUUAUUCAGGGCUGCAUCUUGUUGUAAUGUCUCACUGCAGUUUUUGCACUUUCUUCAAAAUGUUAUGUCCUGUUAAAAUCCUUUCAAAUGUUUAUCUGCAGUGUACUGUAGUUAACACACUGAAUGAUUCACAAAUUAUUGUAUCUUGAAUAUCAUGUUUAAAAGCAGUUGGAUACUAGGUUUAAAAGCAUGCGCCAUUUUCUUUUCUUAGACUAUUCACAAGUGUGCUGCAAGUAUUUAUGAAUCACAAUAAACUUGUACUGUAACACGAGAAGGCCACAACUUAUACCGUAUGUCAUUUGAAAAAAAAAAAACAUUGUUCCAUCCACCCAGCUUCAUUAUAAUGAGGCAAAGGUUCACAUUUAAAGACCUGUUUCACAUAAAGAGGGAAAAAUGCCUUCAUAUAUACAUGAAAGUUUAUAUCCAUUGUAAAUGUAAUUCCAUUAAUUGAAUUAAAUCAUGACUUCUGCACUGCUUCAA